This is a messenger RNA of Papaver somniferum (opium poppy), 492 nucleotides long. RefSeq names its product S-protein homolog 5-like. NCBI's taxonomy places the organism in Eukaryota, Viridiplantae, Streptophyta, Magnoliopsida, Ranunculales, Papaveraceae. The transcript has a single exon. The record is from RefSeq and is a predicted model, not a curated record. Bases 1 to 492 code for a protein of 163 amino acids.
AUGUCAAAAUCAUCGAUUUUAGUUUUGGGAUCUGCUACUGCCAUCUUCUUAAAUACACUUCUUGUUUUAUCUUUAUUCCAAGCGCAGACAGUUGAGGGUAUUAAAACUAUUUGGAGCAAAAAAACUGUCACUCUGCAAAAUGAUAUAGGUCCGAAUAUAACUUUAAUUAUCCAUUGCCGGUCAAGUGAAGAUGAUCUGGGUGAGCAGAUAUUAUAUUACAAACAAAAUUUCCAAUGGAGAUUCAGUGUUAAUGUUUGGGAGACAACUAAAUUUGUUUGUGAAUCAAGUUGGAAAGAUGCAACAAAAGGUGAUGGUCACUCAAAUAGAGGGUACGAAGAAAAGUUCACAGCUUACUCUCCAACCAGAGACUGGCACCAACGUUGUAACGAAGAUUGUUUUUGGAGCAUUCGUCGAGAUGGUGGCUACUAUGGCGAUGGUAAAACUGAAGGAGAAUCCAAGUUUCCGUUUCUAAAGAUGUUCUCUUACGAGUGA